UCCUAUAAAAAGCAUUAUCAGGCCUGAUGAACCGGUCACAGUAACAAGGAGCCUCGAUCGCUGCAGUGUUCUCGGAUUGGAAGCAAGUAUACAAGUCGCACAAGGAUCGAAUCUUUCAGAAGAUUGCACCAGAAUGUCUAAGUUUAUGAUUCUAACGAUCUUCGCUGUUUUGGCGGUAACAAUGGCUGAUAAUUCCGGAGGAGGAUACGGUGGCUCAGGUAAAAGUGGUUACCAGAAGCAAAGCGGAGGUGGAGGUGGACAUGGUCAGCAAGGGUUUGGCCAUGAUGGACACGGCCAGCAAGGAUUCGGUCAAGGAGGACACGGCCAGCAAGGAUUCGGCCAAGGAGGAGGACACGGCCAAGGAGGAGGUUUCGGAAAACAAGGAUUUGGUCAAGGAGGACACGGUCAGCAGGGAUUCGGUCAGGGGGGUGGACAUGGCCACCAAGGCGGUCAUGGUUUCACUCAUGGCCAACAAGGACAUGGAGGUCAACACCAUGGAGAUGGUCACGGUGGAUACAAGAAACAUGGAUAUUAAUGAUGUGUUCAACAAAACGAAUAGUUUAGUUAACCAGUUGUACGGAAAAUAAAAGAAAAUAACUAAACUAA
Messenger RNA from Topomyia yanbarensis, 606 nucleotides. RefSeq lists its product as uncharacterized. NCBI's taxonomy places the organism in Eukaryota, Metazoa, Arthropoda, Insecta, Diptera, Culicidae. The transcript has 4 exons. The coding region runs from base 134 to 535 and encodes 133 amino acids. The record is from RefSeq and is a predicted model, not a curated record.